AUCAAUUUAUUAUUUAUUCAACAUAUUAAAUUUUUUUUUCUAUAUAUUCUCUCAUUUGCCUCCAUUUUAUUUUCUUCAAACCAAAAAAAAAUUAUUUUCCUAUAAUUUCUCUAUAAUUCCUUCUCAUUUAAUCAAAUGGGUGAGAAAAAAGAAGAAACUAAAGCAGAGGUAGCAGAGAAGAAGAAUGACGCCGGAGAAAAAAAGUCCGGCGGCGGUGAUGCUGUCGCCGCCGGUGGGAAAAAGGAUGCCGGUUCUACCGUCAUAGUUUUAAAACUUGAUUUGCAUUGUGAAGGCUGUGCCAAAAAAGUCAAACGUUCCAUUCGCCAUCUCGAAGGUGUGGAGGACGUGAAGACGGAUUGUGACGGUGGAAAAUUGACGGUGAAAGGGAACGUGGAUCCGGCAUGGAUCCGGGAGAAAGUAGCGAUGAAAACGAAGAAGACGGUGGUGCUCGUUUCUCCUCAGCCUAAAAAGGACGCCGGCGCCGGCGCCGGCGGUGGAGAUAAAAAACCCGAUGAGAAAAAGGCAGAAGAGAAAAAACCUGAAGAUAAGAAGCCUAAAGAGCCACAAGUAAGUACAGUGGUGUUGAAGAUUCGAUUGCAUUGUGAUGGGUGUGCACACAAAAUAAAGAGAAUUAUAAAGAAAAUUGAUGGGGUAGAAGAAGUCAAAGUAGAUUCGGAAAAAGAUUUGGUCACGGUUAAGGGUACAAUGGACUUAAAGGAAUUAAUUCCUUAUUUGAAAGAUAAAUUGAAAAGAAAUGUAGAAAUCAUACCACCAAAGAAAGAUAAUGGAGGUGGCGAAAAGAAAGAAGGCGGUGGCGGUGGUGGCGGAGAGAAGAAAGAGAAAGAAGGUGGUGGUGGUGAGAAGAAAGAGAAAGAAGGUGGUGGUGGUGGCGGAGGUGGAGAGAAGAAAGAGAAAGAAGGGGGCGGUGAUAAGAAGGUUGAGAAUAAUGAGAAAAAAGAGGGUGAACAAAAAGCCGAAGGAAGUAAAGGCGUGGAGACAAAGUCUGAAGCGAAUAAAUUAGAAUAUUAUGGUUACAAUGCACAAACACAUUACUCCAUGCCUAUGUACAACCAAAGUUACAUGAAUCAAGACUAUGGUUUAACAAUGUACGAUCUCGGUUACAACGCUCAUACAGGCUACGCCAUGGAGUAUGGCUACCACCAACCAUCAUAUGUACCACCUCCUCCACCAACGACAUACUUGAACAACGCACAAAUGUUCAGUGACGAGAAUCCUAACGGUUGUUCUGUCAUGUGAUUCACGUGACAGAUCAUUCGAUCAUCAAUGUUGAGGGAGAGAGUUCAAGUGAAAAUGUAAAUACAUCAAAUCAAUAGUCUCAUCAAGAAAAUGUCUCAAUGUCUAAAGAUAACACAAUGAAUUGUAAUUUACAAGUUCUAAUGAGAUUUCCCCCCUUAUACUUUUGUAUUAAUUUGUGGGAAAAAAUCACAUAUUAUGAGACAUUUAGAAAAAAAUAAUAAUAUGAAAUGUAUACGUAAUGGUAUAUGAGGAUAUAGUUUCUUUUUAGGAAUUGUCAUUAGGUUUAAUUAGGUUUAUCUUUUGACUUGUAUGUUAUUAAUAUAAUAUAUAGAUAAUAAUAUAUUCAAUUUUGUGACUA
Molecule: messenger RNA, 1615 nt
Organism: Solanum pennellii
Lineage: Eukaryota; Viridiplantae; Streptophyta; Magnoliopsida; Solanales; Solanaceae
Product: heavy metal-associated isoprenylated plant protein 5
Exons: 5
Coding region: 136-1257 (373 amino acids)
Molecular function (GO): metal ion binding
Source: RefSeq, a predicted model, not a curated record